CAUUCGUUAAUGGCAAUUAGCCGCGUGGCAAGUGGAGAACCAGGAAAUGGGUAAGGUUUGCGAUGAUGAUAAUAAAGAAAAGAAACAACAAGUGAAAGAGUUAAGAAUCAAAGGUUAAUUUGGUUACAAAAAUGUUGUCAUGGUCACAUGUAAGCUUCCUCAUCCCUCCGCCAACCCUUGUUAAUCCAAAUUUGAGAAGCAGCAGGACCGUGGUGGUAUGCUGCAGUUGUUCAGAGCCACAAUCUCCAAUUCCAACUCCAUUAAGGAAUAAUGAGAACAAAUUAGGGAAGUUAGCAAUGGUUGCAGUGGCUGUGGGGGUGUUAACAUUGGGGUCAAUUAAUGUUGGUGAUGCAUCUGCUGCCAAAACCGGUGGCAGAGUUGGUGGUCAGGCCUUCAGGUCUUCCGCUCCUCCCCGCAACUCCGCACCAAGAAUCAACAAUAAUAAUUCCAGGACCAACAUCUAUGUAAAUCCGCGGGUGGCGCCGCCACUAGGGGGUGGAUAUGGGUACGGCGUGCCAUACUACGGAGGCUAUGGAUGGUCUCCAUUUUCUUUCUUUGCACCAGGUCCAAGUGUAGCAGUAGGCAUUGGAGGUGGAUUUGAAUCUAUAUUUCUGUUUAUUCUUCUUGGUGCUGCUGCUGCAGUUGUCAGGAGAUUCUUGGGAUCAAGAAAUGAUGAUGAUGAUGAUGAUUACUAGCACAAAGGAGUGGAAGAGUGUGUGUUACGUAUAGAUGUUAUAUUGGAAGAACAAAUUAUGUGACCAAUUCAUUUGGUGUUUUGAGCUUUAUAUUAUUAUACUUACAAACUUGGAAGAGAAGCAAUCUAAACUCAGAAAUUGGGAUUCUUCAGUAAAAGGAAAUGAAAAAAAUACACAUUUUUAUUUUA
Messenger RNA from Cicer arietinum (chickpea), 883 nucleotides. RefSeq lists its product as uncharacterized. The record is from RefSeq and is a predicted model, not a curated record. NCBI's taxonomy places the organism in Eukaryota, Viridiplantae, Streptophyta, Magnoliopsida, Fabales, Fabaceae.